Molecule: messenger RNA, 2895 nt
Organism: Amorphotheca resinae ATCC 22711
Lineage: Eukaryota; Fungi; Ascomycota; Leotiomycetes; Helotiales; Amorphothecaceae
Exons: 3
Coding region: 160-2859 (899 amino acids)
Cellular component (GO): kinetochore
Source: RefSeq, a predicted model, not a curated record
CUUGCCGACAAUCAACAGGUGUCACUUGACAAUCCCUGCCGGCUACCGCGAGCCUUCGUCGACCUCCUACAAAGCUUCUACAUGUCCUACAUCCCAGUCUAAACUACCAGAGUUUUGACGCCAUACUCGCAGCUCUAAUCUCUCCACGAAUUUAACAACAUGGACACAUACGCUGGCUACAGAGAGCCGGCCGCUGCGCGAUCGCCUCCCGAGAGGACAAACUGGGGUGGACGUGAUGAUACUUAUAGGGACAGAGCUAUUGAUCGUUCAGAUCGUACGGAUACUUUUUACCGCGGCCGAUCACCGGGAGGGGAUCGACGUCGGACUCGCGAGACUCGUGAUCGCUCUCGAUCACCCGUUGCCAUUGACCGUUACGAGCCUGGAGGACGUGGUAUAAGAGACGAUUAUGACAGAGCAAGAGAACGGGACCGUGAAACUCGUCGUAGAGCUUCUCCCGGCCCGGCCAACAUCGAUCGAUAUGUCCCGGGCCAAGAUACGGGUAGCCCCGCCAUCACAGUGAAUCCUCUACAAGAUCCCGCUCAGCUUCCGUUCCAAGUCGGCUUUUCAUACUUCGGAGAGUGGUGGCGCACAAAUGAGAAGAUUAAAGAGGAGAAAGAGUUUGCGAGAACGGGCAAGCGUCAACCCAUUCGACCCCGAGACAAUCAAGAGGAUCGUGAAAAGGAGAAGGCUAAGAUACAAGUCGCAUAUGACGCGUAUAAGGAAGAACUUCAGGCGAAGAUGGCGCGAUCCUUCGUUCAGGAGCACAAAGGCGAGCAGUGGUUCCAGGAGCGAUAUUUUCCGGAAAUCAGAGACAAGCUACGCCAGCAACUGAACGAGUUCCGCAGAGGCAACUACAGUCAGUGGGAGCAAGAUCUCGAGUCUGGAACUUUUGAUGAAUAUACCUUAGAGGGUAUCCCUAAAAGUGAAAGCAAUGGCGCAGGUGGCGUGAUUGAAAAGGAAGAGGGCGAAACAACUGCGACCAAUGAAGUCCUUGGUGUUGGUGAUUUGGUCCCAUCGAGAGGCAGUGAUAUCAGGGAUGAGAAUGCCUUCCAGCCAACCCUCCUGAUCAAAACUAUUGCCCCUCACGUGAGCCGCCAGAACCUCGAAGCUUUCUGCAAGGAACAUCUUGGUGAAGAUGAGGGUGGUUUUAAAUGGCUAAGUCUGAGUGAUCCCAAUCCCAGCAAACGCUAUCACCGGAUUGGCUGGGUGAUGCUUCAUCCUGCUCCAGAGACGGUCCCGACUGUCGAUCGUCCUGAGCUCAAGGAUGGAGAUGCCGAGGUGUCGGCGACCCCCGCCGUUCCCAUUUCAACUGCUGAGAAGGCCCUAGAGGCCAUCAAUGGCAAGACUGUUAAAGACGAGGUACGAGGUGACUUCACAUGCCACGUUGGUGUUCAUGUCCCUCCCAGCCUGCCACGGAAGAAGGCUCUCUGGGAUCUGUUCUCUGCUCCCGAGCGCAUUGCGAAGGAUCUUGAAUUGGCACAGCGCCUGGUUCAAAAGCUUGAAGAAGACUUUGGGUCAGAUUUCAAUGCCGUUCUGAAGAUCGAGGAGAGGGUCGAGGAUCUCAAGAAUCAGGGUCGCCUCCUCCCCCCUGUCACAGCGCCUGUGGUCAAGAAGACGAAGAAAUCCAAUGAUACUCUAGGUCUAGACGAAGCCAUGGAUGAGGGUGAGGAGGUCGAAGAAGAGGAAGAAGAAGAAGAAGGUGCACUCGAUGAGGAAGUUGACGACGAGGAUCUACUUGUCAAGAAGAAACAGCUAGAUCUUAUGGUUGAAUAUCUUCGGCGCGUUUUCAAUUUCUGCUUCUUCUGUGUGUUUGAAAGCGAUUCGAUUCACGAGCUCACUCGAAAGUGCCCUGGAGGCCAUCUACGACGACCACGCAGUACUCUCAGCACUGCUGGAAAGGCUGCUGCGAGGGCUAGUGCGUUGGGUGAGCCUUUCCCUGGCUUGAAGCGCAGUGAACAGACGGAAGAUGUAGAAAUGGCGGGCGGCUCUUCUUCGCCUGAAGCAGAAAGAAAAACUCCACGCACCAGUACAACUUCAAAAGCAGAGCAACAACUUCAACGUGCUUUCAAUUGGGUCAAGACAUUCGAGGAGAAGCUCAUGCAGAUCCUUGAGCCGGACAGUAUUGAUGUACGAAAGCUCGGUGGGAAACCAAUCGAUGAGGCUCUAAAGGAAGAACUGGUCAAGUAUGUCAAGCAGGAGGAUGAACAUAAAUUCAGAUGCCGAGUUCCAGAGUGCCAGAAACUCUUCAAAGAAGAGCAUUUCUGGAGAAAACAUGUUGAGAAGCGUCACCCUGAGUGGCUAGAGGGUUUGAAGAAGGAUUUUGAGCUCGUUAAUACCUACGUCAUGGAUCCGGCACACAUUGCACCUUCGAGAUCCGAUGCUAAUAGCAACGGUCAUUUCCCUCCUGCCAAUGGCCACAUGCCUGCUGGUACUCCUCGGGGGUUCAACCUCCAAGCCUUUGGAGGCUUGAAUAGCAUGCCUGCUAUGCCUGGCUUUGGCCCGCCUGGUGGCUUCCCCGCUUUCUUCGCCGGUCAUGCUGUUCAAGCCCCACUAGGUUGGCCUGCCAGCCCUGACAAUCGUAGUGGCGGCCCAAUCAGGCGAGGCAGACAAUACCAGAACACUGGGCGAACAGGUCCCUACGAUCGGCGACCAAGAGAUCAACGGUGGGGUACGGACUCUGGACGGUUGACUCCACCGGAUGGGCAUCGUGGCGGAAUGGCGGGUGGUGGUAGAUGGGGCGAUGGAGCAGCUGGCGGUGCGGCAGUUGGGCCAAGGGAAGCGGUCCAGGGACGCAGUCUUAAAUCUUAUGAGGAUCUGGAUGCUGUUGCGGGAAGCGGCUCCGGCGAGCUGAACUAUUGAAGGGGAAUUUGACGUUGCGCGGGCACCACGGAGGAU